This is a messenger RNA of Rhododendron vialii, 4462 nucleotides long. RefSeq names its product CST complex subunit CTC1-like. The record is from RefSeq and is a predicted model, not a curated record. Lineage: Eukaryota; Viridiplantae; Streptophyta; Magnoliopsida; Ericales; Ericaceae. Gene Ontology annotation, molecular function: telomeric repeat DNA binding; single-stranded DNA binding. The coding region runs from base 116 to 4252 and encodes 1378 amino acids. The transcript has 16 exons. Gene Ontology annotation, biological process: positive regulation of DNA replication; telomere maintenance via telomere lengthening. Gene Ontology annotation, cellular component: CST complex.
UCUCUUCUCUCUCUCUCUCUCUUGCUACUCUCUCUGAGUCUCAGACUACAUAUAUGUACACAAAUAUAUACAUAUCUGUGUGUAUGUAUAAGAAGAGGUUUGGAUUGGCAAUGUGAUGGAAGAAGGAGGCGUGAAAAUCAUCGCACUUGCCGACCUCCUCCGCCGCUCUCGUCCCGUCACCGCCGCAUCAUCUCUCACUCCCAGCCGUUCGAUUUCCCCAUCUUCAAAACCACAGCCGUCCGACAGAAAUCAGACCUCCACUCCUCCCACCCAAAACCCUAACCCUCACCCUAAAACCCUGUCCUCUCUCAACCACCCAUCCCUCAUCAUCGGAACCCUAACCCUACCUUCCCACGACAACAACCCUUCAUCUUCAAAUUCCACUCCUCGUUGCCCUAAAACCAGCUGCUUCUCGUUCUCCGACGGUUCCUCGGUCGUCUGCUGCGAUAUUCUUGACCUAGACGUUCGAAUUAUAGGAAGAAAGAUACACGUUCUUGCUUGGAACUUCAUUCCAUUGAAAUGUGGCGGGGGUUUCUUGGAAAUCAUCACGUGGAGACUUCCGGAAACUUCCGGUGUGAUUCCUCCGUGUUCGAAUGUGUUUCCUUUGGUUUCGGAUUCGGUGAUUGAUUGUGGAGACGGUGACAAGGCGAGAUAUUCGGUUCGUGGCGAGUUAGAGUCUGUCAGCCCUGUUUCGGUAGUUCCGUGUGUUAGUAAUUCUAGCGUUUCAAGAAAUGUUUGUGGGUUUCUUGUGCAAAUUUUGGUUUGUACGUGUAAAUUGUGUUGUGUGAAGGACUCUAAAUUAAUGGCUAUGCAAGAUCAGAUUGAAGGGCAGGAUAGCCAUUGCUUUGCCAAACCUGUGAUUGUGUACUUUUGUGGGUCGGCUUCGUCCUGGCAUCCUGUGAUUAUAAAGCUGAUUGGUAGUGUUGUUUUGCUAUCUGGGUUGAAGAAGAAGUUGGUUUUUAUAGGAGAGGAAGAUUCUCAGUUGAUGUAUGUAACUUCCGAAAAAACUUUGUUGCAUCUCCCCAAGGUGAUUAAUAGACGGUUUCCAGCUAGUAAGACCGUAAUUAAGGGCAAUGGUGAAUGUGGCAUGUAUACCGGCACUGUUACGGGCAUUUACAUGCAGAGCAUGGUAGUUGAGUUGGACAGAGAAGUGAUGUUGUUACUUACAGAUCGACUUAUCGCUCUGCCGCAUAGUCUCAGAGUUGGCGCUAUUGUAUCCAUGAGGAAUGUCCAUUUUGUGAAUCCAAAAUUUUGUUGGACAAAAGUACUUAUUCUUGGUGCUUGCUAUAGAACUAGCAUUAUUGUGAAAUCUUUUUCCCCAUUUGAAACUGGGUGUUGUUUAAGUUCACAAUCUCAAAGCCUUUUGGGGAAGUUCAUUAAUUCAUUAUCAUUUUCCGUAAAACUAUGGGUAUUACUUCUUGUCUCAAGUUUCAGGAAAAAGUUUGCUGGCAUUUUAAAUGAGAAGGAGAUCUUGGGAUCAAACAAUAAGGAAGGACUGGUUCAGUCAUAUGCUAAUUCGCAGUUACCUUCAUCCAUGUUUCGAUCUCGGCAGCAUGGAGUAUUUAGAGAAUACUGUAAGCAUGACUCUUGCGGCUGUGGCAACGAACCGAACUACGGUCAACUUAAACUGGUGGUACCUAUCGCUCAUUUUGUCAGUCAUUGUGAAGCAACAUGGAUGAAAAUGCUGUGGGAACGGGAGACUGAUUCUGACUUGAUGAAUAACUCUGACAAAAAUAGCCAUCUAUCCUGUGAAGGAUUACCUUAUAGUGGGUCAAUUAGGAGGAUUAUGCUCAGUGAAGACAUAGGUGUUGUUUUGCUUGGAUCGAUUUCCUCAUCUUCUGGAAGGGUGCAAUUGAUUGAUGCAACUGGCAGCAUUGAUGUCAUUAUACCAGAUCUUUCAUCAGCUUGGAAUACUGACAGUCUAUACGAGGUAAAUGACUUCUCUCUUGUUAUGGAAGGAAAACUGGAACGAGUGGAUUGUUUGGGGUUACACCUCAACGACUCAUUCUUGUGCAGAAAUAUUUUUAACAGCAUUCGAUUAGUAAGAGAGAUGAAGCUAGCAAUUUAUCUUCUCUAUCAUUUGGGAGACUCAAAAUCCAGAAAUCUCCCCUUCCAUGCUGGUAUCAAGAAUAAAGCAAACUUUGAGGAGCUUCAAAGUGGAAGAUUUCACCUUCUUUUGGUGACACAUAAAUAUCCUGUGGAACAAACGUUUCAAGGUGAACGAGGUACUUCAAGCAUGUUUGCAGAGGCAUUCAUUUUGCUUUGGGAUCUUUUAAUUGCUGGCAAGGACGGGCAUAAGUGUCCGACUAACCUUUCUUCAGACCUGCUGAAAGAACCCAUGGAGCAUCACUAUACUAGCAGAAACUACCCGGAAUUCGUUCCUAGUAAGAGAUAUAAAAUUGAUCAGCCAUCAAAUAGAGAAUCGCAUUCUAGUUUGCACGGUGCUGAAUACGAAUUAUGUGGCCCAAAAACUUGUCUCUCUUCGAGUUCUUAUGCGAGAUCAUAUCAGGAGCAGAAAUGUUUGAAUUUAUGUUCCCCGCCUGAUAUUCCUUGUUUUGUUACCAAUAAUGAUCAUUGUGUAGCUAGUCCAGGAAUCUUGUGUUGCUCAAAAGCUAAUUUGAAGGUCAGUUCUGGUUCCACACCCAGUGCACAGAAGAUAUUGUUGGAGUUCAAUUCUGAAAGCUUUUGGAAGUGUGAGCUGUUGAGAAUUGGCAGCUAUUACAUCAUAAAGCAUCACAAAGAAGAUAUUCUAUGUACUUCCAAGGACACUAAUGAUGCAAGCUGUUGUAAAAUUAUUAUCACUUCUACAACACAUCUGUGGAGCCUGUCAUUCUCUUCUGAUGAGGAUAUCCAAAGUACCAAUCUAUCACACCCUCCUACUGAUUCAUUUGACAGCCCUAAUGAGACACCCUCUGAAUGUCCUCAUCAAAAUGUGCGUCCUCUCAAGAAUUUGAGUGUAGAUUGUGUUUCAAGUCAUCCAGACUUGCAUGUACAUCUCUUUAGGGAUAAUGAAAGUUUCUUAAAGGAAAAUCUUAAGUCAUUGGAUGAAGGUUUGCUUAAGCCAUCUGUCUCAGUUGAAGAGGUUGCCAACAUUUCUUGGUGCAGUGAGACCAAAAUGAGUGGAUCAUUUCAUUAUUCUGGUACUUCUGACCCUGAAUUCCAGUUGCCUGAGGGAAAUUUGAUCUCUUUCCAUGGACAUGUGGUGGCUGUUCACAACUCUGGUUCCAGUUCUUUCGGCGCAAAUGUAAGGCGCAAAAGUCCGGUGGAUAUUAGUUGCACAAAAUUCUUUCCAGUGACAAACAGUGUCUGUAUUCAUGUUUUGGUGGACCGUCACUUGGUUAAGAUUUUUGGUGCUCAAAGCAAACAUUCAUAUCCCAUUGGAUUUGGACCUGACAUCACUGCAACUUUCCAUCGAGUACUUGUUUUGAGUGGGAGGAAUGAAGUCAUCCUGACACCUACAUCUUUCAUUGUAAUCAAAGCCGUAGGAGUAGCCAGCGACCAACGCAUCGACAAGUAUGAUAAUGGAUUAGUUGUUUCAGGGCAAUGCAAUGUUGCAUCUCUAGAUACUUUUCCAUCAGCUUUGAUGUCUGAAAUAAUGCAACACAGUGACUGUAAGCCAGUACAGUUUCAUUGCAGGGUUGUGGCUAUUUAUAUUCUGGUUCUGGAGGACAGCAGUAAAGCUGUUUAUCCCAAAUCAAGAUUUCACUCCCAGUCGCCUGUGAUUAAUAUUCCCCUCGCUGGUUUUGUAUUAGAUGAUGGGUCGUCCUCAUGGUGUUGCUGGACAAAUAGUGAAAAGGCAGCAAUCUUACUGAGGCUACAUGAAGAAUUUUCACAUGAAAAUCAUACUAGAAGUACGAGGGGAUCAAAGAUCAUAAGGGCAGAUGAGGCCCGUGGCCCCCUUCGUCAUUUAGAUAAAAUUUUACAGAAGCAUGGUAGAGUUAUUGUCAAAAACUAUGGAUCGAUGUUCGACUCUUCAGCUCAAGACCUUAAUUUUUCCGUCACUUCAAAUACUAUCUUCAGCAGCUCAGAUGAGGACCUCCUCAAGUUUCUUAUCCUCAAAGCCUGCUUCAGCACCUUAUGGACUGUUGUCGGCACUCGGAUGGAUUCCAAUGCUAUUGGAAAGCUGGAGAAACGGUUGAUGGAAAUGGAGAUGAAAAUGCAUCCAAUGCAAAAUAUAUGGGUUGGAGAAGUUCACUUCUCAAACCCUCUCACUGAAGCACGAAAAAUAGCCCAAGAACUCCUGAACCGGUAGACUACCGCGGUAGUUGUGAAUUGUGAUAUGAUCUUACUUGUAUGAUGUAAUGCAAGUUCUGAAUUGCAUUUUACGCGUAUCUAUCGUCUUCAUGACACAGUGUGGUGAGUGAUAAGAGCAAUUAUAUGAGCGUGCAAUACUGUCCUCCUAAUUAAUUAUAGGUGUUGUAUAAAAAUCUUGAAUUCUAUAAAUGCAUUUUGUUCACCUUGA